Molecule: messenger RNA, 1428 nt
Organism: Aegilops tauschii subsp. strangulata
Lineage: Eukaryota; Viridiplantae; Streptophyta; Magnoliopsida; Poales; Poaceae
Source: RefSeq, a predicted model, not a curated record
AUGAAGAAGAGACAUAUGGAUGCCAUGGCAAUUGUCCAUACAUACGGGAAGCCUGACAUCUUCUUGACCAUGACUUGCAACCCUAAAUGGGAAGAGAUAACAAAUGAGUUGCUUCCUGGACAGACGGCGCAAGACCGACCUGAUAUUGUGGCUCGCGUGUUCUAUGGCAAACUAGAGGCUAUGAAAGAUAUGUUGCUCAAGAAGAUGGUCCUGGGUGUUGUUGUUGCUUAUGUUUACGUAGUUGAGUUCCAGAAGAGAGGCCUCCCCCACGCACAUUUUUUGUUGAUCAUGGAUUCAACGUAUAAGCUUCUUGUCCCAGAGCAGUAUGAUCGACUCAUUUCCGCAGAGCUCCCAGACAAGCAAAAGUAUCCUGAAUUGUAUGCAAUGGUGGUAAAACAUAUGAUGCACGGACCAUGCGGUGCUCUCAACCCGAAGAAUGUUUGCAUGCAAGAUAAUGAAUGCAAGUGCAGAUACCCGCGGCCGUUUAAUGAGAACACGAUACAAGGCAAGGACUCAUACCCAGUUUAUCGGCGUAGAGACGAUGGUAGACGCGCUAAGGUUCAAGGGAAAAUGUUGGACAACCGAUGGGUUGUGCCAUAUAACCCUUACCUUCUGCGGAUGUUUAAUUGCCACAUCAACGUCGAGGUCUGCUCUAGCAUAAAGGUUGUAAAAUACAUUUAUAAGUACAUUUAUAAGGGCCAUGAUAAGGCUUCUUUCAGCAUCGACCAGCCAGACGCUGAUGGUAACAUUGAUGAGAUCAAGAGAUACGUUGACGCAAGAUGGGUCACCCCUCCGGAGGCUAUGUGGAGGAUAUUUGGCUUCCCACUGUGUGCCAAUUACCCGCCUGUCUUGCAGUUGCCUCUUCAUCUCCCGAAUAUGCACAGGGUUGCAUUCAAUGCACAGGCUGACUUGAAGAAUGUUGUAUCCUCCGAGAAUGCUUCAAAAUCCAUGUUAACGGAGUAUUUCAAGGAUUUCCCCGGAAGCUUCACGUGGGAGAAGAAAAAGAAGAUAUGGAAGAGGCGGGUGGAGCGUUUUCAACUAGGUCGUAUCGUGUCUGCCAAUCCUGCCGAGGGGGAGCGAUACUACCUUCGUGUGUUGUUGAACCAUGUUCCGGGGAAAACAUCAUUUGAGGACUUGCUCACCGUCGACGGCGUGGUAUGUGGGAGCUUUAGAGAGUCCGGUGAAAGGUUGGGACUCAUCGAGGCAGACAACACGCUAGAUGACUGUCUUACUGAGGCGGAGCAGUGGGCUAUGCCAUGUUCUCUUAGGAGGCUCUUUGCAACAAUCUUGGUGCACUGCGAGCUAGGCGACGUGCGCGGGUUAUGGGAUAGACACCUCGAGCCUAUGUCCGAUGACUAUCGUCGGACACGCACGUCCCCGAACGAGGUGGAGCAGAUGGUGUUGCUUGACAUUAGGGGUAUGUUGUAG